AUGCCCAAUCACUUGCGUGAGGUUGUCGAGAGCUGCGAUGCUGUACUCAUCCUGGGUGCACAAAUGGGCGAAAUUGCUUCCUGCAGGAGACAGUGGCCGGCUCGUAGGAUGAAAGUUGUGCAUGUGGAUGCGGACCCCACAGUGCUGGGCGCCAACUUCCUUCCAGAUGUGCCGGUGCUCGGAAGCGUUGACAUGGUGUUGCGGCUGAUGUUGGCGGAACUCCAGCAGCAGGGCAUCCAGCCCAACAUGCGGAAGACGGCAGAUGGCAGCCUACACGAUCAUACGUUGAGGGCAGAGCUAAAGGCAGCGCAUGAG
Molecule: messenger RNA, 315 nt
Organism: Symbiodinium pilosum
Lineage: Eukaryota; Dinophyceae; Suessiales; Symbiodiniaceae
Source: the annotation of a GenBank genome assembly